AUGGCUUCGGCCUCAACCUCCACGCCGGCCGGCAACAAGCCAACAGCCAUUGUCUGCGUUGGAAUGGCAGGCUCAGGCAAGACCACCUUUAUGCAACGCAUCAACGCGCAUCUCCAUGCGCAAAAGGAGCCUCCAUAUGUCAUCAAUCUAGACCCAGCUGUUUUAAAUGUGCCAUUUGAAUCGAACAUUGACAUCCGCGACUCGGUAAACUACAAGGAGGUGAUGAAGCAGUACAACCUGGGACCGAAUGGUGGAAUCUUAACAAGUCUGAACUUGUUUGCGACAAAAAUUGACCAGAUAGUGGGACUAUUGGAGAAGCGUGCGAGUCCUGAGGAUGGUAAAAAGACGAUAAAGAAUAUUUUGGUUGACACUCCUGGUCAAAUUGAAGUCUUCGUCUGGUCAGCCUCCGGUCAAAUCCUUCUCGAGUCCCUUGCCUCGUCCUUCCCGACCGUCAUAGCAUACAUCAUCGACACGCCACGUACCGGUUCUACCAGCACUUUCAUGUCCAACAUGCUAUAUGCUUGCUCGAUCCUGUAUAAGACGAAGCUCCCAAUGAUCCUCGUGUUCAACAAGGCGGAUGUCAAGAAUCCCUCGUUUGCCAAGGAAUGGAUGACGGACUACGAUGCGUUCCAGGAAGCACUACGUGCGGACGAGGAAGGCAAUGCGUUUGGGGGCGUGGAAGGCGAGGGCGGAGGGUCCGGAUACAUGUCGAGUUUGCUGAACAGCAUGAGCCUGAUGCUAGAGGAGUUCUACGCACAUCUGAGUGUUGUUGGCGUGAGCGCCAUGACCGGACAGGGCAUUGAUGAAUUCUUUGCGGCGGUCCAAAAGAAGACUGAAGAGUUCAAAAGCGAUUAUCUGCCCGAGCUGGAGCGGCGGCGAGAUGAGCGGGAAGAUCUCAAACGCAAGGCGCGGGAGAAGGAGCUGGACAAGAUGAUGAAGGGCAUGAGCAUGGACACUGGGAAGGCAAAGGCCAGCGGCACUGGCGACGCGUCUGAUGAGGAGGACUCGGACGAUGUGAUCAGUGAUGACGAUGAUAACUUCGUCGACGAUGAGACGGAUCGCGAAGGCCUGCAGGCACGAUACGAGGCUGCUGCGCAGGGAGAGGAUGAAUCAAUGAUGGAAGAGGCGAGCUUUGCCAAGUAUCUCCAUACGCAAAGGCAAUAA
Molecule: messenger RNA, 1164 nt
Organism: Pseudomassariella vexata
Lineage: Eukaryota; Fungi; Ascomycota; Sordariomycetes; Amphisphaeriales; Pseudomassariaceae
Exons: 2
Coding region: 1-1164 (387 amino acids)
Molecular function (GO): GTPase activity
Source: RefSeq, a predicted model, not a curated record